This is a messenger RNA of Didymodactylos carnosus, 996 nucleotides long. The record is from the annotation of a GenBank genome assembly. Lineage: Eukaryota; Metazoa; Rotifera; Eurotatoria; Philodinida; Philodinidae.
AUGGCAAGCAAAGAUAACGAGAAAAGGAAAGAUGAGUCGAAUACAGAAAAACAGAAGACAAACAUUCAACAACCAGAAGUAGCUACCGCACCCAUAAUACAAGCUUCGGCGCUAGAUGGAUCAAUUUCGUCAGUACCUCAAGUAGUUACGAAUAAUCAAGCUCCACAUCCGUUGAGAAUAACAUCAAGGCCAUCUACGCCAGACCGAAAAGAAAAUUUUUCUGAGCUGCCUGUUUUACCUAGAAUACCGUCUGCAUCAACACCAAAGCCGCACGAAGAUUCAUCAGCAACUGAAAUUAGUCAGUCAACUCAGAAGAAAACUGUUGAAAAACCUGUUUUACCUAGGAUACUAUCGGCAUCAUCUCAGGUCGCCGCGUCAGCAGAUAUUCAACUAAAAGAAAAAGAUCGUGUGCCGUCUACCACUGAAAAAGAAGAUGCGAAAACUUGCGCUCCGCUACCGAUAGAAACACCAGCACCCCCUCAAAUUUCGUUGGUCACUCAAGAUUUGACAGCCACUUUAGCAACACCUCGUUCAACUGCACAGCUGAAUAGAAAAGAAAACUUCGGUGGUAUGCGACCGAUAUCAGACAUCUAUUCGUCGACUGCAGGUGUAGGGAAAAGAGAACGACGAGAAAGCAUGAGCAAAACGUCGAUUAUACCGCCAUCGCAUACAAAAUCUGAGAAACAAGAGGACGAAAUAUUUCUUACUGUUGGUUCAGAAUUAGAAGAGAAGGCGAAGGAAGCAGAUUCUACUGAUAAACCGGCUCGUCAUGCAGCAGUUGAUGUGGUGUGGUUGGAUAAUAAUGUCGACUCCACGAACAACAUACGUAUUCAACGAAGAAUUGCCGAAAAUGUACACACCCUGUCAUCGUUUACAGAUGCAGAGGAAUGUGAAAAAUUCAUUACAAAAGUUCAAGAUGGAAAAUUUUACCUAAUCAUAUCUGGUGAUUUAGGUGAACAAUUUCUAGAAAAACAUGUAAAAUACGGUAAUGUCUAG